AUGACAAUAUUGCACAGCACACCCGCACCCACACCCACGGUUGACCCUUCAAACCCCAACAUAUUACGAUGGGACGAUAUCGGGCUAAUGCUGAUCCACGAUUUCAUCACCCAAAAUGACGAGGCGACCAUGAUUGAGGCUUUUCACGCCCAAGACCCGCUCACAGAAAUCCAAGGGAACUUGAGGAAGCGCAUCAGUCAGCAUUUCGGCUACCAUUUCGACUACACCACCUUCGGAGCAUCAGACACCCGCUUCACUCCCGUCCCGGACUACAUCACGAACUUCCUCCCGCACCUGCCCAUCCAAAACCCCCUCCCCGACCAGUUCACCGUGCAGUACUACCCGCCCGGCAGCGGCAUCCCCCCGCACGUCGACACCCAUUCCAUGUUCGGCGAGGCCCUGUACAGCCUGUCCUUUGGCAGCGCCGUGCCAAUGCAGUUCCGCAUGUCCGGCGCCAACGACGCGCGCAAGAUGCGCCUCCCCAAGCGAUCGGUGCAGCAGCAGCAGAAGCAGCAGCAACAACAACAACAACAAAAUACCACCACCAACCCCCCCUCCCCCCCUUCCGCCACCACCACCUCCCAAGAACCACCACAACCCCAAACCCUCCCACCCUCCGACCCCUCCGACCACCACCCAACCUGGGAGAUCCUGCUCCCCGCGCGAUCGUUGCUGCUGAUGACGGGUGCCGCGCGGUACGGCUACACGCACGCGAUCCGGCCGCGCAAGACCGACGUGAUCGGCGAUAGUGGGGAGGCCGUGCCGAGACAGGGCCGGUACUCGAUCACGAUGCGCAGCGUCCGGCGCGGGGAUGAGAUCGGGUGCGAUUGUGCGUUUCCGGGGGUUUGUGAUGCGAGGGUGAGGGAGGAGAUGGAGAGGGGUGGUGGUGAGAGUGGUGGUGCUGCUGCGGCGAGGCAGCCUUAG
Chaetomium globosum CBS 148.51 is the source of this 924-nucleotide messenger RNA. RefSeq lists its product as uncharacterized. Gene Ontology annotation, biological process: oxidative demethylation. NCBI's taxonomy places the organism in Eukaryota, Fungi, Ascomycota, Sordariomycetes, Sordariales, Chaetomiaceae. Gene Ontology annotation, molecular function: demethylase activity; oxidoreductase activity. Bases 1 to 924 code for a protein of 307 amino acids. The transcript has a single exon. The record is from RefSeq and is a predicted model, not a curated record.